Molecule: messenger RNA, 1787 nt
Organism: Mugil cephalus (flathead mullet)
Lineage: Eukaryota; Metazoa; Chordata; Actinopteri; Mugiliformes; Mugilidae
Gene: eif2s3
Product: eukaryotic translation initiation factor 2, subunit 3 gamma
Exons: 12
Coding region: 58-1476 (472 amino acids)
Biological process (GO): formation of translation preinitiation complex; positive regulation of translational fidelity
Cellular component (GO): eukaryotic translation initiation factor 2 complex; cytosol
Molecular function (GO): GTP binding; tRNA binding; translation initiation factor activity
Source: RefSeq, a predicted model, not a curated record
AGAAACCGUUGAUCUGGCAUUCGCCACAGUCGCCUCUCUCAUUCUUUUUCAUCCAAGAUGGCGGGGGACGAGUCUGGUACAACGCUUGGUCAGCCUCACCUGGCUAAACAAGACCUCAGUUCUCUGGAUGUGUCAACUUUGACGCCUCUCUCUCCAGAGAUCAUCAGCAGACAGGCCACCAUCAAUAUUGGCACCAUUGGCCAUGUGGCCCAUGGAAAGUCGACAGUAGUGAAGGCUAUCUCUGGUGUUCACACUGUCCGAUUCAAGAAUGAGCUGGAGAGGAACAUCACUAUCAAGCUAGGGUAUGCUAAUGCAAAGGUCUAUAAACUGGAAGACCUCAGCUGUCCCAGACCAGAGUGCUACAGGUCGUGUGGCAGCAGCACUCCAGAUGAGUUCCCCACAGAUAUCCCUGGAACCAAGGGCAACUUCAAACUGGUCAGACAUGUGUCGUUUGUGGACUGUCCCGGUCACGACAUUUUGAUGGCAACCAUGUUGAACGGAGCUGCUGUCAUGGAUGCAGCCCUCCUGCUUAUUGCGGGGAACGAGUCGUGUCCUCAGCCCCAAACGUCGGAACAUCUGGCAGCCAUAGAGAUCAUGAAGCUAAAGCACAUCCUCAUCCUGCAGAACAAGAUCGACCUGGUGAAGGAGAGCCAGGCCAAAGAGCAGUAUGAGCAGAUCCUGGCCUUUGUCCAGGGCACAGUGGCAGAGGGUGCUCCUAUCAUUCCCAUCUCAGCCCAGCUCAAGUACAACAUUGAAGUGGUUUGUGAGUACAUCGUGAAAAAGAUCCCCGUGCCCGUUAGAGACUUCACCUCUGAACCAAGACUUAUCGUCAUUAGAUCUUUUGACGUGAAUAAACCUGGCUGUGAAGUCGAUGACCUGAAAGGAGGCGUGGCUGGAGGAAGUAUCCUGAAGGGUGUACUCAAGGUAGGGCAGGAGAUUGAGGUGCGGCCAGGCAUCGUUUCCAAAGACCAGGAAGGAAAACUGAUGUGCAAACCCAUCUUCUCCAAGAUCGUGUCUCUGUUUGCUGAGCACAAUGACCUGCAGUACGCUGCCCCCGGAGGCCUUAUCGGUGUGGGCACUAAGAUUGAUCCGACUCUGUGCCGAGCGGAUCGUAUGGUCGGUCAGGUGCUGGGUGCCGUCGGAGCGCUGCCUGAGAUCUUCACGGAGCUUGAGAUCUCCUACUUUCUGCUCAGGAGGCUGUUGGGAGUCCGCACAGAGGGAGACAAGAAGGCUGCCAAGGUCCAGAAACUGUCUAAGAAUGAAGUCCUGAUGGUGAACAUUGGCUCGUUGUCGACUGGUGGCCGUGUCAGCGCUGUCAAGGCCGAUCUGGCCAAGAUCGUCCUCACCAAUCCAGUGUGCACAGAGGUCGGAGAGAAGAUCGCUUUGAGUCGACGUGUGGAGAAACACUGGCGUCUGAUUGGCUGGGGACAGAUCAGGAGGGGUGUGACCAUCACACCCACAGUGGAUGACGACUGAGAAGACCAAACCCUGAACAUCACCCUGACGACACAACCAAUUCUUCUCUACUCUUUUUUUUUAAUUUUAUUUCCAAUAAGGACGGGAACAGAAAGGGACAUGUUGCUGGUAUAAAGACACCUCCCGGCUCUGCUCUUCUUACUCUGCAAGAAAUGUUGAGUUCCUUCUGCAGGAGAUAAAGAAGAGCAGAAAAGCAUAGGAGGUUCUUUAGACAGUCAUAACAAUCCUUCAGAGACCAGGAGUCCGUUCAGUAGAGAAGAGUCUUGUACUGACCACAGAUUGCAGAUCUAAUAAAAUUUGGAAGGAACGCA